Papaver somniferum (opium poppy) is the source of this 2754-nucleotide messenger RNA. RefSeq lists its product as uncharacterized. The coding region runs from base 1 to 2754 and encodes 917 amino acids. Lineage: Eukaryota; Viridiplantae; Streptophyta; Magnoliopsida; Ranunculales; Papaveraceae. The transcript has 7 exons. The record is from RefSeq and is a predicted model, not a curated record.
AUGGAUCUACUGGUCUCUUUGCGUUUCAGAAUGGAUAAAUCCUGGAUGAGUACUGAUAGAACGAAGAAACGUUAUAGAGAAGGAGUUGCGGCGUUUCUGCGGUAUGCUGUCAACCAUCUCAAGGAGGAGGGUGAGACAUAUGAUGAAUUUCUUAUGUUGUGUCCGUGUACAAAUUGUUUAAAUCUCUGUGCAUGCUCCGUUGGAGAUGUAGAAGAUCAUUUAUUCGUAAAUGGAAUCGAUCAAACGUAUACUAUUUGGAAUAAGCAUGGGGAAAAGGAUGAGGCAAUAACUAGUAGUAAGCCAGUUAACGUCAACAAUGGUAUGCACGCUGAAUUUGAAAUGGGAACUCCCACUGAUGCUCCAGACGAAGAUUUUGGAAUGGGAACUCCCACUGAUGCUCCAGACACUAUAGAUAUGAUGCAGGCUGCAGAAGAGUUCGCAGAUGACCCUAUAAAGUUUAAAAAGUUACUUGAAAAUGCUGAAAAGCCCUUAUACGAAGGAUGUCCCAACUUCACAAAGUUGUCUGCAAUUGUGCAGUUGUUUAAGUUGAAGAGUAAGCACGGUGCAUCAGACAUGUUUUUUAAUGAAUUGUUACCCUUGUUAAAGGACAUGCUUCCCAAAGAAGGUAAUUUAAUGGCGAGGAGUACAUAUCAGGCAAAAAAAAUAUUGAAAUCAAUGGGUUCAGGGUACACAAAGAUACAUGCAUGUAUCAACAACUGCAUUCUUUAUUGGAAUGAGUACAAGGAUGAAAAAGUGUGUCCUACUUGUAAAGCACCCAGAUGGAAAGUUGACAGGGAUGGUAAAGUUUACGAGAAUGUUCCAGCAAAGGUAUUGUGGUACUUCGACAUCAUCCCAAGAUUUCAGCGGCUGUUUCAAUCGAAGCACACAGCAAAAGAUUUGAUAUGGCACGAUACCACUAGAAACAAAGACGGUGUUUUACGUCAUCCGGCAGACUCACAUGCUUGGAGAGAGAUAGAUAACAAUUUCCCAGAAAUUAAAGAUGAUCCAAGAAAUCUGCGGUUAGCUGUUUCGGCUGAUGGAGUUGAUGUAAACACAGGCACCAAACAUCACAGUGGAAAGAGAACAUGGGAUGCAUAUGCCCAAGAAAUGUUUACUCUACGUGCAGUUGUUUUGUGGACGAUAAACGAUUAUCCUGCUCUUGGUACACUAUGUGGUUGUCGCUACGCUGGAUAUCAUGGUUGUGUGGUGUGUCGUAAAAAAACGCACAGUAUUAGGCUUCAUGACUCAAACAAGAAUGUUUAUGUUGGUUAUAGAAGGUUUUUACCCUAUGAGCAUCAGUUCAGAAGGAAGAAGGGGGCAUUUGGCGGAAAACAAGAGUGGGAGACUGCUCCAGAACCAAUGACCGGGGAAGAAAUAUAUGAGGAGAAUGUGGGACAAAGUCUUGUUGGAACGUUGCUGCACAACGGGAAUACAAAAGAUGGAUUAAACGCCAGAAAGGAUUUGGUGCGUUUGGGGUUAAAAUCGGAGUUACACCCUAAGACAGAUGACAAAGGAACGAUACUUCCCGCAGCAUGUUAUACAUUAACUACGGAAGAAAAAGACAUAUUCUUGGAGACACUAUUCGAGUUAAGAGUUCCAGAAGGAUCAAUAUCUGCCAAAGAAAUCAUGGUGGAAGAGCUAGAUAAAUUGCAAGAGGAUCUCUGUGUGACGUUAUGCUUACUAGAGAAGGAAGUGAAGUUAUGCGGUCCGGUUUGCUUUCGAUGGAUGUAUCCUUUCGAAAGGUGUAUGAAGGUUAUAAAGGGGCAUGUGCGAAACAAGAAUCAACCUUGUGGAUGCAUUGCCGAAGAGAAUGUUGCAGAAGAGACGAUUGAGAUAUAUUGUGAGUACCAUAAAAGCAUCAGGACAAUUGGUAUUCCACUAGAUAGGUAUAAUACAUCUCAGGAGGGAGAACCGUUAUCAGCUGAAGAGCCGUGUAUAGUUACCCCUGAACAGUUGAGACAAGCACAUUUCUAUGUAAUGCAGAACACGCCUGAAAUUGAGCCUUACAUAGACCGACACAAGCUAUAUUUGGAAACUAACUAUUCUACUAAAAAGCGAGCAUGGCUAGAGAAAGAGCACUCUAACACUUUUGGCGCUUGGUUAAAAAAUGAGGUUGAAAAAGAGUUGGCAGACGAAAGAGAAAGUAUCUCAGAGAACUUAAGAUGGAUAUCACACGGCCCGCACUACGAGGUAACGAAAUACACUGUAUAUCGCAUCAAUGGAUAUCUAUUCCGCACAAGAUCCCGUGAUGGUAGAAUUCACCAGAAUAGUGGGGUUAGCGUUGCAGCAAAUGACAUGCACAUAUCUAGAGAUGAUGAUGUUACAUAUGGUAAAGCCUCUUAUUAUGGUGUCUUGCAAGAGAUAUGGGAGUUAGAUUACUGUGAAAGAAAAGUUCAUCUGUUCAAGUGCAAUUGGGUUGAUAAUAAACGUGGGGUCAAAAGAGAUGCUCUUGGCUACAAGAUUGUUGACCUUACUAUGUUGGGAUACAAAAAUGAUCCUUUUAUUUUAGCCUCACAAGCUAAGCAGGUAUUUUAUGUCAAAGACCAGUUAGAUAAGAAAAAGUCUAUUGUUUUUGUGACACCUCCCAAAAAUUAUAGAGAUGACGAUGGCAACGAUGAAGAAUUCAGUACAGUAAUCUUUUCUGCGAAUGAUAAUAUCUUGCCAUCUGUAGAUCCACAAGACUUGGGUAAAGAAUCCCGAAAUGAUUACUUCCGAACUGACUGCCGAGGUUUACUUAUACGCAAGCCAAAAUGA